Molecule: messenger RNA, 3637 nt
Organism: Alligator sinensis (Chinese alligator)
Lineage: Eukaryota; Metazoa; Chordata; Crocodylia; Alligatoridae
Gene: SYNC
Product: syncoilin, intermediate filament protein
Exons: 5
Coding region: 1868-3085 (405 amino acids)
Cellular component (GO): intermediate filament
Source: RefSeq, a predicted model, not a curated record
UACUGCACAGUAACUAACUGGGCAUAAAUUUGAUACCUGCAUGAUGUAGGUAUCAAAUUUACAUUUAAACUGGCAUAAGUUGCCACACUUACCGCACAGUACAGGCAUGCACAUAUAGAUGUGUGCCUGCCCUGUGCAGUCAGUUUGGUUACUACGCAGUAAAUGCACACAUGUAGACGCACCCACAGAUGCCUAUUUGGAUUUUCAAAAGUGCCUUGAUGCCUUCAAAAGCUCCAGCUUGGCCUAAAAUGCUCUGUUCAUUUUCAAAAUCCCUUGGGCCAGAUCCCCAAAGAUGCCUAGCUCCCAUCCUUUAGAGAUCAGAGCAUCUCUCUGCUUCAGAUGCCCAAGCAUGGAACAAACCCUACAGGAGUAGAGAGAGUGCAGGCUUCUCCACUGCUGCCCCAUCAAUGUACUUUUAGUUCUUUGGGUCUCAUAUAAUCUUGCCCUUGGCCUCUCUGCCCCAGGGGCAUCGGAAUGGCUUUUUUUCUCUAAAACAUUCCCAGAUGAAUGCAAUAGGAAGCAAACUGGGAUUUGGUGGUGGAGUGCAUGUCCUUGAUUUUUCAAUCUAGCUGAGCUGUACUUGGUCAGAACUAGGUGCAAAAGUCACUGAAUGUCACCUUUGCGCCUCUCCUCUGAUGCAUGGGCCGGUUUUCUUAAGUAAGAACAGGUUCAAGGCAGCUCUAACAUAGGCUAGUUUAUAAGGAUGCCAAAACGCUGUUAGAUCAUCUAGGGAUUACCAGAUAUCAGCCGUACUGUGGCCACUGCCAUCUCUCCCAUUCCAUGUUUCCAAAUAGGGGAAAUCCAGAGGCCCAAUUCAAGCAGCACAAAGGAGCUAUAGCAGGGCCCAGGAUCUAGUUUCACUGUCCCUUUCCCACACCCAUCUAAAAGUUCCCCUUAAACAAUCUGCUUGCAGCAGCCCCACCCUAAAAUUAAAUCUGUGCAGAUGCUAAACUCUUCUCUGUAGAUUUUCUUCUUCAUGAAGGCAGCAGAAAGAAGAUCCUUCCUGGUUCAGAUCUCUCUCCUCUCUGCCAGGCUCAGCCUCAUUACUCAUUAACACCUUCUUUGUUAACCUGCAGCAGCCUGCAGUGCAAGGUCCUUGUUCAGAGCAGAAAGCACACAGUUGUUCUCGCACCCUGCCCCAGCCAGUCACACCUAACUAAUCUGCCCAGUGACAUCUCCUCUGUUUUUCAUCUCCUGGGCCACAGCAAACACCUUUCAGCUGUGACUUAUGAGCUAGUGAUCAAGGCAGUCUCAGACAGCUGGAAAGAAUCCACUGCACAACUCCUGUUAAUUUUUACCUGUAUUGCUCUCUACACCCAGCUGCACACCGAAGAAGCAGUUUGAUCUGUGUCCUGCCCAGACAAGCCCUGGCUCCGGGAUCCCUCCUGGCUGCGUGUAUUGACUGGAACAAUAAUGACAUGGUGACUUCCAGUGCCUUCCAGAGAGGUGUUUUUGACACUAAGGUGCCUUUGAGAACAAGCCAUUUGCCCAAAAUAACCCAACAGUGAAGGAGCAGCCCAGUCUGUGUCUCUGCUAACUCACUAAACUCAGGAGACAGAAAAACCCAGCUACAAGCCCUUUACACAUGCAGUGUAGCACAACAGCAGCUAUAGUGUCUAAGCCCAGGCUAUCUAUGAAUCACUGGAGGGCAAUUUGUCUGAUUAGAGUGAGGGGCAGCUCCCUGGACGGUCUUCAGACUUCUGCCCCAUUUGUUUCAUGGAGACAACAGUAACUCGCAGAACUGUGAGGGUUAAAUAAGUACUAUCCGUGAACUGCUCUAAACUCUGUAAACAACGGGAACGUAGAGGAUGGAAAUGCCAGGCCAAAAAUCCCAUGUUCCCACAGUCAGAGAUUAUGAGGAUGACUGAUGUUGGACAUUGCGGUAGCAUCUAGGGCCUCCAGCACGGACUCGAACCUCACCGUGCUGGGCGCUGUACCGAGGCAGAACAAAGAGGGGGUCGCUGCCCCAAAGUGUCUACAGUCUAAGGACCUGAUGGCUGACUCAGAGCCCCCUUUGGAGUCACCAUUGGAUGAUGCAAGUGCAGCCCUGGACCCAGAGGAAGAUGUUACAGAAACCCCUUUAUAUUUGGAAGUGGAAGCUGACCCCUUGGAGUUGCCUGUGGAUGUUGCAAGCAGCCUCUUGGAGCCAGAUGCUGCUGAGUCCCAGAGCUUGACCAUUGAGGAGGUGGGGGAGCGUUUCCAGGAGUGCAUUGAUGCAGUGGAGCAGCUGGAGAAGGAGAGGGAUAAUCUUAUCCAGGAGCUCACACUGCUCCGGGAGCCUGUCCUGCAAGAAAUCAGACAAGCCCAUGAGGAGAUAUUGACGGCUUACAAACUACUUGCCAAAGUGGAGCUGGAGCGGGACAACCUCAGGGAUGAGAUCCGACAGAUCAAGCAGAAGCUGUUCAAAGUGACCAGGGAGUGCGUGGCUUGCCAGUACCAGCUGGAAAACAGACGGCACGACAUGGCCCAGUAUGCUGCCUACAGGGAUGAACUGGAAUCCAGGGUCAGCGAGCUCUCGGAGGAGCUGUCCCAGCUGAAAGAGACUUGUGAAAAGCAGAAGGAACAGUUCAGGCAGCAGCUGGAGGCACCCCAGAGCCGCAGGGACAGCCACUAUCUGCAGGAGAGCCGGAGGCUUUCCAUGGAGUUUGAAAAUUUUGUGGCGGGAGCCCGCGGGGGCCGGGAGGAACACUGGGAGCCACAGCUUGCGCGCCUGGUGGAAAGGAGGGAGGCCAGUGCCAAGGCUCUGCAAAAAAUGCAGGGAGAAAUUCAGGGGCUGAAGGAGGUGCUGCGACCACUGCAGGGAGAGGCCAGCAAGAUGCGCCUGCAGAAUAGGAGGCUGGAGGAACAGAUUCUGCUCAUCAAGCAGAAACGGGAUGAAGAAGUUCUCCAGUACAGGGAACAGGUAGAAGAGCUGGAAGAGAGGCUGAGGGAACUGAAGAAUGGGGUCCAACUUCAGCAACGCAAAAACCAGGAAUUGGAAGAGCUGAGGACAAGCCUGCACCAGGAGCUCUCCGUUUACAAGGGCUGCUUAGAAAUCUAUGGACAGUUUUGCAAGUCAGAAGAAAAAGCAGACCAAGACUUCUAGAGGUGUGGACUUUCCCCCACUUCUUUCUGCUGAAAAGAAAUGUGACAGCAAGAUAACUGUAGAGGAUACUUCCAAUUCACUCUUGCUGCUCACACUAACCCUAACGAUGUAUAGCGGCUGCUGUCAGGAUUACUAGACAAUCAUUUGCUUGGUUAUAUUUCUUGAGGUGCUGCUCUGUUGCUCUUCUAGUUUAGUAGAAAAUAGUGAAGGAGAGAGGUAUUACUUGCACUGAAUAAUGAACAUAUGUAAAAGAGCAAAAAGAUGUAUGUUUUGCUCUGUGUUUGGAAAGCUAAUCUUGUCUUGUUCCAUAAGUGGAUUGUAUAAGUCUGCAUAGAAAGUAUCCUGGAAGCCUAUGGUAUGAUUUUUUUUGUUUGUGCAAAACACUGUCCUUUUAAACAGGAUUGUUUCUUUUGUAAUUCAAAGGGUCUCUGCUAUGUUGUGACAUAUUCCAGUAUGGGCCACAGAAACUGAACUCCUGUAUAAAUGGUUUCCACUUUAUAUAUUAAAAAAAAAAAAAUUCACCUUGAAAAAAAAUAAAUAAAUAAAGGCUCA